Molecule: messenger RNA, 3576 nt
Organism: Dicrocoelium dendriticum
Lineage: Eukaryota; Metazoa; Platyhelminthes; Trematoda; Plagiorchiida; Dicrocoeliidae
Source: the annotation of a GenBank genome assembly
CUUCCAUUUUCCCUGCUUUUGUCUGCUGUUUUUUGCUGUGUCGGUUGUUACCUGGGCUCCCAUCAGUUCGGGGCUAGUUCGAUAGAGUUUGUGGAAAGGUGCACUUAGCUGAUGUCCAGCGCUAUCCGAUCAAAAGAAUACAGGUGUGCACGCCUUAGCCGAUGGACGAUUCAUCGGAUUAUGCGAAUAUUGAGGACUCAAAUCUCAAGCGGACCAGAUUGAGCAAGAACCCUCCAGACACUCCUGAGCAAUGUAAGCCGGUUAAUACAGUAAAGCUGUGGAAACGUGCGUUGCAGAAGUUGCAUUCGAUCGAUUUGGAUCCUUGGUUAGACUUUCCCACACAUGAUAUCCCCGUAGAAACCGCUGUUUGACACCGGUAUAUUGCUAUCAAAAAGAAGUGGGCGAUCGACGAAAUACACGUCAAGAUGGAAUCCAACCCUUUUGAUCGUGGCGCAAUGCGUGAAUGCUUUCGUUUAAAGAAACUGCCUCAGACUGGCCCACAUGCGAACGAUUGGCACUAUGCAUCCAAUUACGUAGUCAAAUGCUACAUUUCCAACGUGGAUAGACAGGUUUACUUUGAUGAUGUCCGCCUCCAAAAUGGAAGCCAAGCUUUGGGCUGAAGCAUUUACAAGACAAGCACCCCCAAAAAAGUGGAUAUUUUCCAGUUAUCUGUCAUAGAAAUAAAACUCUCUGAAGAGCGGUUUAUGGAGGGAGAGUAUCGGAAGCAUAACGCGAAUUCCGGUUUCCUUGAUGAACAGCUGCGAAAUACUCAUCAGGCAUUCAGCCAUUUCACUUUCGAGCGAUCUGGCUAUCGUCUUCUUGUCGUGCAUAUUCAAGGCAUGGGUGGCCUGUAUACCGAUCCACAGAUUCACACAUCCGACGGCUUUGGCUACAGUGAUGGUAAUCUCGGCCCCAUGGAAUGGCCCUCUUCUUUCACAGUCAUUGAGGUAACCCUUUGUGUGAAUAUUUGGACUUAACCAAAUUCGAUUUGUCUCACACUGAAUUGGUAGCGCAGAUGCUGCAUUCACACAAGCAAGUCGAGGGGGAUGCACCUCAUUCACCAAAGGAGGAAUCUUCUGAUGAGGUGAAGGGUAGUGAUCUCCCUUACGUUGAAGCGUCAGAGGUUAAACAACACCCUCAGUUGAAAUUAUCCCCGGAUGUGGUAAAGGCCAUCAGAGCCCAAAGACGUGCUGUUAACCCAGGUUCCCGACGCCGUUCAGUUAGUUUCAAUCAGUUUGGUCCAACAAUUGCGCGGUCUACGGAACACAUCCAGCUCCCCAUCACCGUCGACCUCAGACGUCGAUGCGACAGCUGUUCCACGUCUUCCACUUGGCUUCAUCUCAACCCGGCCGAUUUGUUGUUUGACAGAGGAUCACCGGCCCACUCCCUCGGAAGCGAAACACCGUCACUCACCCCAUCGAAGCUGGACACUGAUGUUCCACACGCGCGGGUCCCGUCUGCACUGGUUGAUGUUCACGGAACUGCUGGGGCGUGCAACUGCGAGUACUCACCGAAACCGUUGUUGAGUGCUGAUGCCGUCGGCCGAACACAACAGCCUCGGAAUCGUGUGGCUUCUGGAGAUUCCGGAUACUCGUGUCGAAUCAACUUUUGCGGUUCUUACGGUUUCAGCGAUGUGGAAUUGGGUGUGCCAAAGUCCAAUGACCUCUUCUUUCCACAUUAUCUGCCCGAUGCGGCAAUGCAUAUGGUUUCCGGAUCCACACCAUCGUUGCUUGAUCCUCUGAUGUCACCUUGUGCUUUGAAUUCCCUUCGUGGAACCUUAGAUUCACCGUGUGGCGUCUCGGCACACAGCAAUGGUCGAGAGGACUACAUCACAAGUCAUCCACAUUUCUCUACCAAUUGGAAUCACGGUAUAUAUCAUGGGCCUUGUGGUCGACUGAUGAACGGUGGUCUGCAUCUACGGCGUCACCGGAAUCCAAGUGAAUCAAGCGACCUAGACGUAGAGGAAGAUCGUCGCAUGGCCAACAACCUUCUUCAUCAGCUCAUGCAUGAGAGCCAUAAGCCAAGUUGUGCAGAUCACCCUACGAACCUGGAUCAAGAGAUCGGACAAUCAAUUUUGGGGCAAAUUCAUCACGAACUAGCACGCCUGCACGAAGCGGGACGCUUUUUACUUGGCAGCAAAUGUAGUUGGUCGCGUGCUGGACUCGGAGGAUUACUAUUACGAAACCAUGGCGCCGAUACGGAAUUAGAUGCGGACAGGCCCAACGCAGAUAAACAGUGCGUGUCGCCGACCUAUUACACCGAUGCCUCGAUCUACUGGACAGCGGUCCUGUUCCACGAGCGUCACGCAGCGCAGUUGGGCUGUCUGGAGGCUUUGAUUGUAAUGAUCCACUACUAUCUGGGUCUUCCCACUCAGCUCCUGCUUGAUUGUCCGAUCAAACCCGACCAAAAUGACCUGAUAUUUGGCGUUGAUUACCUCUGGCGCGCCGCAGAGGGUGACGGUCGUCGUUGCAUGAUUCUUCUCGUUCAUUACUUGGACUUAUCGGCUAGUUUAUAUUUGCCGAAACCAAAGCUGAGCAAGUACAAUUGGCCUGACAGCGUUCUCCUCCUGCCUGCAUUGCAACCUGUGCGCCCGGAAGCUCGCCCCUCCAUCUCGUGAGAUGCCUUGUCCGAGGCCAUCACUUGGUACCAAAAGGCGGUGGAUAGCGCAAACCCGUUCUCUCCACGCGAUGGAGUAACUUAUGAAGGUUUGGACGCCGAGGGACGCCUCGAUGCCGCAGAGGACUUACUGCCUGUAUACAAGAUACUGGCUCGCAUGGCAGAUAUGUACACGAUUGGUGAAUUCGGGCUGAAGCAGGACUACAACUUGGUCGGUGAAUUAUACAACCAAGCCGGUGAGCUUGCGUCUACUGCGCGCGAGGGUCGACUUGCAGCGAAAUACUUCGAAUUGGGCGAGGAAGCUUACAACCAUUUGGAGUAACUUCAUUGCAUUGGACUCCAUUUAUUCCGGUUUAUCGUUGUGCUCAUUAGUAUUCGACCUCCCCGGUUUCCGGUGACUCAUUCUCAUCGGUAGCUUCACACUUGCUGCGUUUUGUCUCAGCCACGGCUCACUGAAUGUCUGGAGUACGACACGCGGUUCAUUCAAGCUGGUUUUAAUGACGCGCGUAUUUAAUCUUCUUUACCCCACACUCUCUCCAACUCUUUUAUUAUCCUUGGAGCGAGUGGGGUUUGUUUUCACGCUCACGAACCAAUGCCAGUGUUGUUUUCCUGUUCUCCAUGAACAAUAUUGCCCUGUCAUUAUCCGCUUGAUUGUUUCACCCAUGCAUCUGCAUACAGCUGACAUUGCCCCCAGUGUCUUCCACCGCUUGUCCCUUCUUCUUUCCUACAUUCGUACUUUCAAGUGCUUUUUUACCGUUGUUACCAUACGUUUGUGCUGUCCACCGAUCGGCACCUCACACACACACAACCAACCGGUGAUUGUUCUUACCAUCUUCCUUCUUGCAACAUCUUUUCGUUUUUUCACUCUCCCUUGCGAUGGGAACCGGCUUCACCUUGAGAGAAAUACGUCAUCGACCAACCGUCUGCGUUUCCCUAAUACACUGUGACCCGAAUUGCCCC